ACGAUUAGAGCACAGAUAGCAAGUCAAAAACCUGUCGACAAUGAUGAUCUCCCUAGUUUCGAUUUACCAAUGGAUGAAGACAUACUUCAAGAGUAUGCCAAUUCAGAUAACAGUGAUGAUGCUGAAAGUGAUGACGAUGAUGAUGAUAGUGACAAUAAUGAAAACCGCUCAUCGCCAUCAUCAUCAUCAUCAUCUGAUAGUGACGGUGAUAAUGACUCAUCAGCUGUAGAAAAACAAUCCUCCAAGCGUAAAUUGCCUAAACCUCCGGCCAGCUUCAAGUUGAAAACAUCUGGGGAGGCUGGGAUAGCAGCUGCACGUAAAACAUGGAAGUGCAUUGCAAAGCUGAAUCAACAACAGAAGAAGGAGCAAGCUGAGUUGAAAGAGGCGCAUCGUGUUAAUAAAUCAAUUGGAUGGGGUGUUACAUUUACAAAUAAGGACAACGAUGAAGCAGUGAACGAUAAUCAUAAUAUGCAUAACGAUGAAAUGAGCGAUGAUGAAGAUGACAAUGAGGCGGUUCGUUAUGAACAGCCAAUCAAGACAAAAUAUGCUAAAAUUCAAGCAUCUAAAAAAGCAAAGAAGAAUAAACGGAAUAAGAAAUUCUAUGCAUAA
Molecule: messenger RNA, 609 nt
Organism: Trichobilharzia szidati
Lineage: Eukaryota; Metazoa; Platyhelminthes; Trematoda; Strigeidida; Schistosomatidae
Source: the annotation of a GenBank genome assembly